Penicillium subrubescens is the source of this 2161-nucleotide messenger RNA. Its product is annotated as DMT family transporter. Gene Ontology annotation, biological process: intracellular calcium ion homeostasis. Gene Ontology annotation, cellular component: endoplasmic reticulum membrane. The record is from RefSeq and is a predicted model, not a curated record. Gene Ontology annotation, molecular function: enzyme regulator activity. The transcript is spliced from 3 exons. Lineage: Eukaryota; Fungi; Ascomycota; Eurotiomycetes; Eurotiales; Aspergillaceae. The coding region runs from base 553 to 1884 and encodes 443 amino acids.
GCGGUGAACAGCCGCUAAAUUUCAGAUUGCUCAACUUCUUGUGUUGGAUCUGUCCCACUCAAAACCUCUGUUCUAGCGACGCCGACUCCAUCGCCUGCAACCGACUCGCUCACGACCCCUGGACCCUGCUCGAACUACCACUUACGUGGCUACAGCGCUAUCCGCCCCCCAAACAUUUCGUCGAACGCAUGCGGAACUACGGCACUUCUCUCGAAGAUCUGGAAUACACCUAGUGUUGAGCGCUCAGGAUCCGACGGACAGAAGAAAUAGAAACACAAAUUUUCAUUCCCAAACUCCUGGAUGAGCGGGAAACAACAGCAUCGUCAUCUCCACUCCACUCCUUAUCGGUUAUCUUGCACGGCCAGGACAGCCAACAACGCCCUCAUCCAAUAUCUCUAGCAAUAGAGACAGCCCUCUCCGGAUCCAUCCCAAAGGCCAAGAGCCGAAACACACCCACCCAACGGCAUUGUGGCUUCGAAUAACAUUGAAUUUGCGGAAUCGCGGGACAUCACCCCAGACCCUGGUCGACACUCCCAAGAUUCAGACGACGAGAUGGUUGGCAACCGCCCCCCAAUGCACCGACCGAACGACGGGCGAUCGCAGCAACCGUUACUCAAAGAUGACCCCCCAGGGCGCCUUUCCCGAUCGAGUUUCGGCCAUGACGCUGAGAACCGGCCUAUGUUGCACCAUACCCGUCGGCCUACCAUCCAGAGUAGAAACUCGGAAUACGACGCUACCCAGGCGACACGCAAGAAGUAUAUGAUUGCGGGAGGUUUCCUGCUCUUGAGUUUGGCGAGUUUUGUCAUUCAGACUGAAACUGCUGUAUACAUUCAGCAUGAACUGCACUGGGAUAAACCGUAUUGCAUGCUCUAUAUCACCCACGGAUCCUGGGUACUGCUUUGGCCCGUUCAGCUCCUCAUCCUUCGAAUCCAGAAGCGAAAGCUAUCAUGGGAAGCAUUCUGGCGCCGCCAUGUCUUCCUCAUCAAGACCACCGCCCAAAUGGUCGAAACCCAAGAUGUCCAUCUCAUUUCCCGCGACUCUCACCGUUCACCAGUCCCGUACAUGAUAAAGACAACAGCCUUUGUAACCACCGCGCUGACGAUAGCCGGUGGUUCGUGGUAUGUGGCCGUGAAUAUGACGACAGCCAGUGACCUAACGGCUAUUUACAACUGCUCUGCCUUCUUCGCCUACGCUUUCUCGAUCCCUCUCUUGAAGGAGAAGCUGCGAUUUGACAAGGUCUUCUCUGUAUGCGUGGCCAUCAUUGGUGUCCUCGUCGUCGCUUACGGAGACCGACCCGAGAAGAAGGUCUCCAAGGGAGGCACUACCGGUGCCGAGGACCAAGAAGCCCAAAACCGGCUUUUGGGCAAUUUUGUCAUCGGUGUCGGGAGCGUACUCUACGGUCUGUACGAGGUGUUGUAUAAACGCUUUGCCUGUCCUCCGGAGGGCACUAGCCCCGGCCGAGGCACCAUCUUCGCCAAUACUUUUGGCAGCAUGAUUGGGUGUUUCACCCUCGCCGUACUGUGGAUCCCUAUUCCCAUUCUGCACAUGCUAGGUUGGGAGACUUUCCGCAUUCCCACGGGCGAGGCAGCCUGGAUGCUGCUCAUCUCGAUCUGUGCUAAUGCUACUUUCUCUGGAUCCUUCCUGGUCCUAAUUUCCCUCACAUCCCCCGUCCUUUCAUCCGUCGCCGCUCUUCUGACGAUCUUCCUCGUCGCAAUCGUCGACUGGUUCCGCACCGGUCAACCCCUCUCCUUUGCAGCCAUUAUCGGCGGCAUUUUAAUCAUGGCGGCAUUCUUCCUGUUGAGUUGGAGUACUUACCGUGAGUUAUGUGAGGAACGCAAAAAGGAUCUGGAGAAUGACCAGGUCGAGUCAGAAAGCGAUGAAUAGAUCCUCACAUUGGACUUGGGCGGUUUGUAUUGAGUCGUCUACUUUUUAGUUUCGAAUUUAGCGUGUUUUAGGCCUUAAAUUGGAUUCUGUACAGUUGUUGGUUUUCAUCGGAGUUUUUGUCUCGUUCAUGUUUAUUUUAUUUAUUUUUUUUCAUUUCUGCUGGGAACCUAUGACUGCUGGGGUUCCAGGCCGUGAAUAUCGCAUCGAGACUAGACAGUAGAGACCUCUGAUUUCUUCUGUUUGGAAUGGAGACUACAAGUGAUUGGAUAGGUCGAGG